AACACCCUCUAUUGUGCAACUGCUGGGUGGGUGAGUCAGCAACACCUUUGCCCCAGGAACUCUCUGCUUAUUUGGGGAGAUGGCUAGAGUGAUGGUUGUAUUGCAGUGUUAACUGGAGCCCGGAAGCAGCAGUUAGCUCUGCCUGAGCCAGUGAGGAUGAGGGUCAGAAAGGCGCGUUCAGCCUUUCAAAAGAAGAGUGUGCAGGAGCCAGAGUUCUGACUUGGCACCAAGCAAAGUGUGUUUUAGCGAUGUCACACUGUGCCUUGCGGUGCAAGACGUUAGGGUGCACUGUGAAUGGCUGCAGGGGUCAUGGUGGCUGGUGAGUUGUGGCAGUUGUGGCAGGGGCAUGUGGGGUAGGCUGAAGAGCAGGACGCCACCUUGACCUAGGAGGAAGCAACCAAGGCUAAGGACACAGAAGAGAUGUAAGGAACACCUUCUAGAAAGAUCUGGCCUGGACAUCAGCAUCGCAGUCUUCCAAAAGCAAAGGAGGAGGAAGGAAGGAAGUUCACACGGCUGGGAAAUGCCAGUACAGAAGAGGACCCAGCAUGACUACUAACCUAUGACUCCUAACAGUAUGACAGAAAAUGGCCUCCCAGCCUGGGACAAACAGAAGCCCCGUCCAGACCGAGGACAGGACUGGAAACUGGUAGGAAUGUCCGAAGGCUGCCUGCACAGGAAGAGCCAUGUGGAGAGGCGUGGUGCACUGAAGAAUGAACAGACAUCCCCACACCUCAUCCAGGCCACUUGGACGAGUUCUAUAUUCCAUCUGGAUCCCGACGAUGUAAACGAUCAGAGCGUCUCGAGUGCCCAGUCCUUCCAGACUGAAGAGAAGAAAUGUAAAGGGUAUAUCCCCAGCUAUCUAGACAAGGAUGAGCUCUGUGUAGUGUGUGGGGACAAAGCCACAGGGUACCACUACCGCUGCAUCACCUGUGAAGGCUGUAAGGGUUUCUUUAGAAGAACCAUUCAGAAAAGUCUCCAUCCAUCUUAUUCCUGUAAAUAUGAAGGAAAAUGCGUCAUAGACAAAGUCACUCGCAACCAGUGCCAGGAAUGCCGCUUUAAGAAAUGCAUCUAUGUUGGCAUGGCAACAGACUUGGUGCUGGAUGACAGCAAGAGGCUCGCCAAGCGGAAGCUGAUAGAGGAGAACCGGGAAAAGCGGCGGCGGGAGGAGCUGCAGAAAUCAAUUGGGCACAAGCCGGAGCCCACAGAUGAGGAAUGGGAGCUCAUCAAGACAGUCACCGAGGCCCACGUGGCCACCAACGCCCAGGGCAGCCACUGGAAGCAGAAGCGGAAAUUUCUGCCGGAAGACAUUGGACAAGCACCCAUUGUGAACGCCCCAGAAGGUGGCAAGGUUGACCUGGAAGCCUUCAGCCAUUUUACAAAGAUCAUCACACCAGCAAUCACCAGAGUGGUGGAUUUUGCCAAAAAGUUGCCCAUGUUUUGUGAGCUGCCGUGUGAGGACCAGAUCAUCCUCCUCAAAGGCUGCUGCAUGGAGAUCAUGUCCCUUCGAGCUGCGGUGCGCUACGACCCGGAGAGUGAGACUCUAACCCUGAAUGGGGAAAUGGCGGUGACACGGGGCCAGCUGAAAAAUGGAGGUCUUGGGGUGGUUUCAGAUGCCAUCUUUGACCUGGGCAUGUCUCUAUCAUCGUUCAACCUGGAUGACACGGAAGUUGCCCUGCUUCAGGCCGUCCUGCUGAUGUCUUCAGAUCGCCCAGGGCUGGCCUGUGUUGAGAGAAUCGAGAAAUACCAAGACAGUUUCCUGUUGGCCUUUGAACACUAUAUCAAUUACCGAAAGCACCAUGUAACACACUUUUGGCCUAAACUCCUGAUGAAGGUGACAGACCUGCGGAUGAUCGGCGCCUGCCAUGCCAGCCGCUUCCUCCACAUGAAGGUGGAGUGCCCAACGGAGCUCUUCCCGCCUCUCUUCUUGGAAGUGUUCGAGGACUAAACAAGCUGGACAGGUUCAUUCCUGCAGCGUUGCUGGUGUCGUUUCAUUCCACCUCUAGCUCUUUCUGUUCUUGUUUCCUUGUUUCUUUGUGUGGGUGGGGUCAUCAGGGGGUCAAGGAGUCAUCAAUGGCAUUUGACUCAGAUGAAGUUGUCCUUUGAAUGUGGGUCUUUGUAACCAUUGCAUCUUGUCCUCCGGUCCUUAGUGGGAAUGCUUUGAAGGGUUUACAGCAGUGGAGGUUACGUGGGGGACAAUCAUUAUUUCACCAGCACCAAGCCAUCACCAGCUCCUAUCUGUCCCUGCUCGGACUCAAGCAAGCCAGAUGGCACUGCAGAAGACUAAAGAGGCCUUAAAACCAAGACCACAGUCAUCUUGAUCCAACACGAUCCAGUUCUGAUGUUUG
This is a messenger RNA of Acomys russatus (golden spiny mouse), 2345 nucleotides long. It is a transcript of the gene Thrb, whose product is annotated as thyroid hormone receptor beta. Bases 560 to 1945 code for a protein of 461 amino acids. The transcript has 9 exons. The record is from RefSeq and is a predicted model, not a curated record. Lineage: Eukaryota; Metazoa; Chordata; Mammalia; Rodentia; Muridae. Gene Ontology annotation, molecular function: RNA polymerase II cis-regulatory region sequence-specific DNA binding; zinc ion binding; nuclear receptor activity. Gene Ontology annotation, biological process: retinoic acid receptor signaling pathway; thyroid hormone receptor signaling pathway; positive regulation of transcription by RNA polymerase II.